AUGUCUGCACGAAUUCGUAAAAGAGUUAAGGAGGUACAACAUAUACAAAACAAGAUUGCAAAGAAUAAAGAAAAUUGUGAAAUUUUCGAACUUCUCCCGCAAACAAAAAAAUCAAAGCAAGAUUGUCGUCCGCGUGAAAUUUCUGAACUUCUCCCGCAACUGAAAAGAUCAAAGCAAGAUUGUCCGAUAAGUGAUGUCGAUAUAGCCUUUACCAAUGUUAAUGAUGGCAGCCUAAGCAUACCUAAUCAUAUAGAUUUUUCGGAUUUAAAGCUCGAUCAAGACACUCUUAACCUAAUAAAAUGCAAAGUUCAUGAAUUAGUAAAGUGUAUCGAAGAAAAACAUUCCGAAAAGAUUGAAUUUAUGGAAAAAAUCAUGAAGAUCAACGAAACAAAAAAUAAUGAAAAGAUUGAGCUUAUGGAAAAACUCAUGAGAAUUGACGAUCUGAAGGGAGUUGAAACCAUUAAACGGAUUGUUAAGAGAAAUGAAAUUGAAAAAUCGCUCAUCAAAGAGAAAUCUGAAUUUAAUGUAAAGCUAAAGAACGUAAUAGGAGUGAGAGGAGGAUUGGAGUUUGUUCGAUCCGAGAUUCGAAAAAAAAAGAGUAAUAACAAUAUCCAAGUACCAAGUGAUGUGGCCCUCCUAAGUUUAUCAAAGGAUGAAAAUUUUAUAAAAUUUUUGACUGAGUCAUGUAAAGAAAAUCAGUUAAACUUCGAUGAUGUGAAAAAGUGCCUUGGGGGGGGGCUCUAUCAUUCCGCUUCUAAACAUCUCCAUGGCCACGAGGAAAUAAUUUUGGAUAAUACGUUCUGGUCUCCUAAUGAAAUCUUCGCGUUAGCGGUGCUUUCUGAAUUCUUUAAAUAUGGUCGAUUAUUAUAUAAUAUUAGACGUUACCGAAGUACAAUAUCUUUAAAAAUCGAAAGCAGUCACCCAAAGAGACUAGAACCUGUUUAUACCUCAGACACUUUUGCGGGUUUAGGAAUUCGAGAGCCUAUAUGCAAAGCAUUAAAUAAAAAUUUUAAUAUAAUAAUACCAACACAAUGUCAAAAAGCAUUAAUCCCACCUAUUCUGGAAGGAAAGGAUGUUCUGGUUAGAGACAUUACGGGGUCUGGAAAAACGUUUGGUAUAGUUUUAGCCUUACUCAACAAAUCAAGGAAACAAAAAGUAGUUGAAAGCCAUUCCCCUAUAAAAAAGUCAUGCAUAACUAGUAUAUUAGUUGUACCCAGUCGUGAAUUAGGUUUUCAAAUUGAAAAUUGGGUACAUAUGCUAUUAAUUGAUUCUGGUCUACCCUUAAAAUCGAUUAUUCAAGUCGUUGCAAAAACCUCUCAGCAAGAUGAGAUUAGGCAGUUAGAUGAUUUGGAAAACGUACCUCCACAUAUAUUAGUGGGUACCGCGACAAGACUCAGUGACCUUGUUGCAGAAGGUUUAUUAACCUUUUCCAAUUUGAAAACUCUCGCGUUGGAUGAAGCUGAUCAUCUGUUAAGACUUCCCACUAAACAUGCUCCAUUAAAAAGGAUUCGAAACAGACUAAUUCAUCCGAAACCAACAGAAUUGUUAACUCAAAAAAUUUUUGAACAAACUAGACCACAACUUGUGGUAUCUUCAGCAACUUUAAAUCGCGCACUACGGUUUUAUUUUAAAGAUAAUGAGUAUUCCGAAGAUCCAAUAUUUGUUGAUAUGACACAAGGAACUUUAUCACCACCAACAAUAGAACAUUAUUGCCUCUUGGUUUCAUCAAAAGAAAUUAAGAAUAUAACCUCUGCUGAUUUUUCUGAUUGGCAUAAUAAAUAUAAUGUUAAAAGUUUUGAAGAGCGAACACAGGAUUUCGACGAUAAUGACGACCGGAUGUUGGAUAGUGUUGCUGGUGCAAUUGAGCUCGAAAAUGUGCAAAGUGGUUUGAUCUUUGUUAAUAAUAAAAUCAAUGUGCCAGAGGCGAUUGAACGUCUUAAACAGUUCGGUGUAACUGCGAAGGAAUUAGUAACUUCGUUUAUAAACAAAGAAAUCAAGACAGAAUCAACGUCAAGCACAAUAUUUGUCGCUCCCGAGUAUACUGCCCGGGGAAUUGAUAUUUCUUCUGUAUCGCAUGUAUUUAUUUUGGGAAUGCCAUCUUCAUCGACUGAAUAUUUGCAUAUGUCCGGACGCACUGGAAGGAUGGGUCGUAGUGGAAAAGUUAUUACCAUUAUAAGAGAAGGACAAAAAAGAUUAGCAAGAUCAAUGUUUUCUUUGUUAAAUGUAAAUCCGAUUCCUUAUCCACAUGUGCAAUAG
Molecule: messenger RNA, 2256 nt
Organism: Dentiscutata erythropus
Lineage: Eukaryota; Fungi; Glomeromycota; Glomeromycetes; Diversisporales; Gigasporaceae
Source: the annotation of a GenBank genome assembly